UAAGCUAUACAAGGGGGUUACUCUGCCGACAAAGCAAGUCACUAGUUCAUAAAAAUCAAGGGUAAAAUGGCGGCAGGAAUGGUGCCAUAGACACCAUUUUAAGUUAUAGGGGAAUCUCAUAUUUCGACUGGUGUUUUCUCUAGAUUAUGUCCCCGUGAGUGGCUAGCUCGUUAGUUGUGUAAUUUUGCGAACCAUAGAGGUUCGUACGAUGUAACGUUGGAUUCUUGGUUAUAUAUCGUAUUUUUCUACUCCUCCUUAAUUUCGUGUAAAUGCAAACUUUUAUUUUCAUAUCGUUACAAAUUAAAGAUUUGUUAUAUGCCCCCUCACGUGCCCCUACGGAGCAAACCCAUCAGGGUCCGGUUAGGGUGGACGGGGCUGUUUGCAUGUGGGAUGGGGCUGUCCGGAGUGGUUCGCACUCUGCUGGUGGUUUGGUUAUUCUGACCCUGGAUCGAGAUGUUUUAAUGGCUAAGGGCGUGCAGUUUCCGUGGUUUGAUGACCCCCUGGUUGUGGAAUUGGUGACUCUUCGUGACGCUGUUCUGUGGUGUUAGUCGCUCGGCUUCGCGGAUAUUAACUUUGAGGGGGAUGCGAAAGUGAUCAUUGAUAAAAUCAACCAAGCGGAUGCUAGAGAUAGCCGGUUAGGAGCUGUUCUGGAGGAACUCAUUCAGAUUUUUGCCAGUAAUCCUGGGCUUAGUGUUAGAUUUGUAGGUCGGCGUAGCAAUAGGGUAGCCCAUUUUGUGGCUAGAAAAGCCCUCUCUCUGUACUCGAAUAUGAGUCGUUUUUUUUUUAUUUCCGGACCUGGCUGAAUUUCAGGAUAUAGCUAUCUUUUUGUUUCAUCAAUACAAGAUUAUCAUUUUGUCAAGAAAAAAAAAAUAAAAAAGAUUUGUUAUAUGCAAAGGUUUGUGACUUGUGUGUAAAUCUUAAAAGUUAAAACCCAUUGCCCACACCCGCUCGUACCCCUACAAAGCAAAGUAAACCAAGCCGUUUUCGUUUGGCCUUCCGUUUACAACCCACGGCAGAACAACCACAGAAGGCGCCGUGCCGCCGUCCCGUCUAUUGGAACUUGAGAUAUCGGUGCGGCAAGCAAUGGCUUCCUUAUCAACGGCGGACGACCCAUCAUCAUCCCCUACCAUAUUCAUACCCGGCGAGUGGGAGGCGGCCGCAGACACCAUUGCAGACAACUCCAACACCAGUCCGCUUCCUAUUGCCUUAAUUUGUGGCGCCAAAAACUGCGGCAAAACUACCUUCUCGCGCUACCUCCUCAACGUUCUUCUCCGCAGAUAUAAAAAAGUGGGAUACUUGGAUACCGAUGUCGGGCAGCCUGAGUUUACUACUCCUGGUUUCUUAUCCUUGACAGUGGUUGACAAAUUAACUGAAGAUUUGACAAUUCCCUGCUUAAAGACACCUGAGAGAUGCUUUUUCUUUGGUGAUACUUCUUCCAAACGGGAUCCUACAUCUUACCUGAAGUAUAUAUCUGCACUUUGUGACUACUACCGCAAGGAGUACUGCUCUGGCACUGAGAGUUCCUUAAAGAGAGGGUUUCCUCUUGUGGUUAACACCCCGGGUUGGGUUAAGGGUGCUGGUUAUGAUAUACUGGUGGAUAUGUUGAAAUAUAUUGCUCCCAGUCAUGUGGUCAAGAUAGAUAUAUCUUCGACAAAAAAGAAUCUACCAGCUGGGAAAUUUUGGUUAGAUGAUGCUGCAGACCAGGAGGUUGAUCUCAUUGAGAUCUGUUCAGCUCAUCAAAAUUCUUUCAAUAGACCGGCGCUAGUGAAAAAGGAUGCAUAUCUUUUGCGGGACUUGAGAAUGAUGGCUUAUUUCAGACAGUGCUUUCCUAGCACCUUGAGUGUUACCACAAUCAAGGAACUUGCAAAUGCCCUUGCUUCUCACCCUCCUUACCAAGUUCCUAUAUCAACUAUCAAGAUAAAGCAUCUGUAUUGCCAGGUACCUCAAGCAGAAGUCUUCUACAGUUUGAAUGCCACUAUUGUCGGUUUGGCAAAUAGUUCUGAUAAAGCAGGAACUCUACCAUGGUGUCUCGGUCUUGGUAUAGUAAGAGGAAUCGAUACAUCGAAAGGUUUGCUUUACAUCAUCACCCCUGUUCCCCAAACCACCCUGGAAAAGGUUGAUCUUCUCCUACAGGGAUUCAUCGAGAUACCUACUUGUUUGUUGAAGGUUCAAGGAUGUAUGUCACCUUACAUGUCUGCUAAUGUGUCGCCAGCAAGCUAACACUCGUGGUAGAAAGUACAAAGUCUCGACUGACAGUGCAUGCCGCAUACCCUUACUAACUGAAAUGGAAACUUAGGGUGAGGAACUCAGUGAUUUUUCUAGACCCACUUCCUGUUCAUUUAUGUAGUAGUGUCUUUAUCUUUGGGAAGAACUUGUGAUUGUAGUUAUUCCAAGUUACUGAUGUUGGUUUGAUGGCGGCCAAUGUUUUAAGAUGAUGAAUGAGGUUUCGUGUUUGAUUUUCCAUGCAAUUCUCUCUAUCUAUCCUUAUCGUUGAGAAAUGGAAACAUCGAGACUCUAUUUUCAGAGCUCUAUUUCAGGUGGGAAAAUAGGGAAGAAAUAACCCACCUUCAUCAUCAUAGUCCUCUUCUCCUCCUCUUCCAAUAGAAAGCUUGUUUGUUG
This is a messenger RNA of Linum trigynum, 2619 nucleotides long. NCBI's taxonomy places the organism in Eukaryota, Viridiplantae, Streptophyta, Magnoliopsida, Malpighiales, Linaceae. The record is from the annotation of a GenBank genome assembly.